Molecule: messenger RNA, 1053 nt
Organism: Myotis lucifugus (little brown bat)
Lineage: Eukaryota; Metazoa; Chordata; Mammalia; Chiroptera; Vespertilionidae
Product: ubiquitin-conjugating enzyme E2 S-like
Exons: 2
Coding region: 209-925 (238 amino acids)
Biological process (GO): protein polyubiquitination; ubiquitin-dependent protein catabolic process
Cellular component (GO): nucleus
Molecular function (GO): ubiquitin conjugating enzyme activity
Source: RefSeq, a predicted model, not a curated record
AGGCCCUGGGUCUCCAACACACCCACGGCUUUUUGGCUGGUCCAGUGCAAGGCCCAGAGCCCUGUCUGUCACUUGCCCUCAGGGCUUCCAGGUGGAUGUUUUCCUAGGAGCACAAGUGGGUGUGUCGGUGCCUCUUGGGAAGGGAGUGGGGCUGGGGCUUCACUUGGGAGAGGAGAGGCGUCCAGGGUGCAGACCAGCACUUGGGGUGAUGCCAGUGGGGCCACGGUCAGGGGCUAACGCACGGGGGUGCCUGCGGACCCCGGGGAGCCUAGCCCGUCCUGCUCCCCAGUCUGGAGGAGGCGGCAGGGGACUUCCAUUACAGCCGGAACGAGGAGACGGGGCUUUGGGGUUUGCGGGUGCUGGGAGUCCUGUGCCCCCUGACCUGGCCCCCUCCCCACACACAGAGGGGACCCCGUACGCCGGAGGCCUGUUCCGUAUGAAACUCCUGCUGGGGAAGGACUUCCCUGCCUCCCCGCCCAAGGGCUACUUCCUGACCAAGAUCUUCCACCCGAACGUGGGCGCCAACGGCGAGAUCUGCGUCAACGUGCUCAAGAGGGACUGGACGGCUGAGCUGGGCAUCCGGCACGUGCUGCUGACCAUCAAGUGCCUGCUGAUCCACCCCAACCCCGAGUCCGCCCUCAACGAGGAGGCGGGCCGCCUGCUCUUGGAGAACUACGAGGAGUACGCGGCCCGCGCCCGCCUGCUCACGGAGAUCCACGGGGGAGCCGGUGGGCCCAGCGGCGGGAGGCCCGAGGCCAGCCGCUCCCUGGCCAGUGCAGCCUCGGCCUCCUCCACCGACCCCGCGGCCCCUGGGGGCCCGGGAGGGGCUGAGGGGCCCAUGGCCAAGAAGCACGCAGGCGAGCGCGACAAGAAGCUGGCGGCCAAGAAGAAGACGGACAAGAAGCGGGCUCUGCGGCGGCUGUAGUGGGUGCUUCCUCCACACCCGCCCGACCCUCAACUCUGUCUCUAAGUUAUUUAAGUUAUGGCUGGGGUGGGGGAGGGGGGCACUGGGACCCGGAUUUGUUUUUCUAAAUAAAGUUGGAAAAGCAAGCA